GAGACAGGAAGAGAGAGGUCAGUUGCGUUUGGUUUUCCGAAGCAGGCAGCACUGGGGGUGUGGUGUUUGAGUCUGUGAGUGUGUGUGCGCUUGUCUGUGUGCAUUGUUUUCUUUCCUCCCUCUUGCGGCGAGGCCAGGCCCCCACUGGAUAAUAAAAGGGCUCUAAGGCCUGAGGCAGAGCAAGGCCAGCGCAUGGACAGGGCCGGAUGGGCAAGAGAGGAAAAAGGAAGGGAAAGGGGGAAGAAUAGAGGUGAAAAGGUGUCUAGAGAUGAGAGCAGGAGGCAAUGGGAGGAGGCUGAGCAGCUGUGGUAUCUGGAACAAGUAUAAAUAGCCGCCUAGCGGUGAGCUUGGCCAAACAGUUCUUUGCAGCUGCAGCAGCUCUGCUGGCAGGCCUGUCCACUGUUGGCCACAGUAGUUACAUCCUGGGCACGGAGCGGGGUGGUGGGCAGACAAAGCUCCUGCGGGCGCUGACCAGACACCCUCCAACAUCGCUACAUCUCUGGAUGCUCUUCUGGACAGCCAUGCUGCUGGGUGGACUCCUCAUCACUGUGGCCACAGCGACUGUGGCACAGCAGAGAGGGCAGGAGGCGGGCGGGCGCCGCCGGGCACACCGAGUCCAGCAUGGCCAGUGCAGCUACACCUUUGUGCUACCCGAGCCUGAGUCCUGCCCGCCAGAGCCUGAGACUUUCAGGGGCUCCAACAGCCUGCAGAGGGACUCACCGGCCACUGCACUGAACCUGGGGGACUGGCCCACCCAGCGGGUACAGCAGCUGGAGAAGGUGCUGGAGAACAACACCCAGUGGCUGCAGAAGCUAGAAAGGUACAUCCAGAUGAACUUGAGGUCGGAGCUGGCACAGGUACAGCAGCACAUGGUCCAGAACCAGACGGCCACCAUGCUGGAGCUAGGCACCAGCCUCUUGAACCAGACCACCACCCAGACCCGCAAGCUGACCGAUUUGGAGGCUCAGGUCCUGAACCAGACGUCGCGAAUGGAGAUCCAGCUGCUGGAGACCUCUCUGUCUACCAACAAGCUGGAGAAGCAGCUGCUACUGCAGGGCCAUGAGCUCCACCAGCUGCAGGGCCACAACAGCGCGCUGGAGACGAGGGUGCAAGCCUUGGAGACUCAGCAGCAGGCAGAGCGAGCCAGCCUCCGCGGCGAGAAGGAGCGGCUGAGGCGCCUCCUGGGCCGCCAGAGCGGCGCCCUCGCCGGCCUCGAGCGAAGCCUGCGCGCAGCCAGAAGCAACUCCAGUCUCCUGCAGCGCCAGCAGCGCCAGCUGCUGGAGUCUGUGCAGCGUCUGGUGCGAAUCGUGGCCCAGGGCCUAGCCUCCAUGAGGUCAUCUGAGCAGGUGUUCCAGGACUGUGCAGAGAUCCAGCGCUUUGGGGCCAAUACCAGUGGCGUCUACACCAUCCAUGUGGCCAAUAUGACAGAGCCCAGGAAGGUUUUCUGUGACAUGGAGGCCAAUGGAGGCGGGUGGACCCUCAUCCAGCGCCGUGAGAAUGGCAGCGUAAAUUUCCAGCGAAACUGGAAGGAUUAUAAAGAGGGCUUCGGUGACCCAGCUGGGGAGCACUGGCUGGGCAACGAGGUGGUACAUCAGCUGACCAGCAGGGCGGCCUACUCUCUGCGUGUGGAGCUGCAAGACUGGGAAGGCAAUGAGGCCUACGCCCAGUAUGAGCAUUUCCAGCUGGGCAGCGAGGGGCAGCUGUAUAGGCUUUCUCUGAGUGGGUACAGCGGGUCGGCGGGGCACCAGAGCAGCCUGGUCCUCCAGGGCACCAACUUCAGCACCCGCGAUGCAGACAACGACAACUGCCUCUGCAAAUGUGCCCAGAUGCUGUCCGCAGGGUGGUGGUUUGACGCCUGCGGCCUCUCAAACCUCAAUGGCAUCUACUACCCAGCUCGCCACCACGUGCGCAAGCUCAAUGGCAUCCGCUGGCACUACUUCCAGGGCCCCGGCUACUCGCUGCGUGCCACUCGCAUGAUGAUGCGUCCCGUGGGCAUCUAACGGCAGCCACGCCUGGAGCCUGGACCCGCAGGAGGAAACAGGACUUGGUAUUCCCUGGACAAACUGGACCCAAACGAAGGACACAGUGCCAGGGCCUGGUCCUGGACACGGACACCUGAGUCUCCUGAGCUAGCCCUCCUUGGCCCAAGAAUUCCAAAGAGUCAGCUGCCUUCCUGUUCUCCUCAAGUUGUGAAAUGGUGGGUGGGCUUUUGAGAGUUCCUGCCUCUGUAGUAUUCCUCUUUCCUCUUUCUUCCAGUCUCCUGCUGCCCCCCUCCCCCCAUCCCCGCCAACUUGAGGGUUACAACACCCUGAAUGAGCUGAGAACAGACUGAACUUGGCUCCUCAAAGGAAUACCUGGCUAAUGGUGGAAUUUCAGGCAUGUGGGAAGGUAUUUUCAGGCAGGAAACUGCUCAGAUGGAGACCCAGAUUCUGCCCCCAGGGUUGGUGGGAAGAUCAUCUCCUGUUCCAAGCUUUCUCAGCUUUUAGAUGUCCUUGAGCUUCUUGUUCAAGGCUGAAGGGGCUACAUCCACCCAAAAAUAGGAAUCACUAUUUCCAUCCCACACUGUCCACUGCUCCUAGGCCUCAGCUUCUGCAGCUCAGACAUGGUCUCUUCAGGAGAUCUAAGAGAGAUUUCUUGUCCACCAGCAGGUCCCAGAAUGUGUUCCACAAAAAGUAACUCGGACUCCCCUCUCAAAGUACCUAUGGUCAAUUGAGAGAAGGAAGCACCAGGCUAAAUCAAUGAGAGCAGGCAUUCUUAGCUGCAGGACUUGUCAGAGCCUUUAAUAUGCUUUGUGACUGCCCAUGAAGGGCUAAAGUGGGCAGCUUUCUCCAAAUUUGCUUAUUUGAAAAUGGGGACUGUGGGUGCCCUUGGAAAAAGCUGGUCCUUAAGUGUCAUGAGGAGGAGCCCCAGAGCCCCAUCCCUCACCCCUAGCUGUACUCACCCUUUCUGGCUACAAAAGCCACAGUGAAGAUCUCAAACAGCCUUUAAAAAUGACUGGAAGGAAACUUUGGGUUAAAAUAGAUACACACCAUCCCUGAAGAAAGUUCUAGAACUAAGUUACCUGUCCGUGUGCUAUGGGCCAGUGUCCUCCAAGGCUCCUUCUGGCCCCAGGAAGCCAGGUUUUUGCCUGGGGCUGCCCUCAGCACUCCCUGUAAGCCCAACUCACUCUAGCUCAGGUACAGGGACUGCUGGGGACUGUCCAUGCCUUGGGCAGGACACUAAUCCCCAUGUCCAGAUCCUUCUAGGUCUAAGGAACCCCUAGCCCCUCCUCCUGCCCCACCCAACAUGAUGCUACAGCUGUGCUUCUGGGAGACAGAGUCUUUGCCUGAGUCUGAGAAAAAUGGGCUCCUCGUGAGCUUUCAGGAGACAGGGUCAAAGAAAGGCCACAGACACUUAGCUAUCCAGCCCCCAUCACUGUGUCACGCUCCUCAGUCCCAGUGAGGCCACCACAGUCCUGUCAUCAGCAACACCCAGGUCCAGCUAAGAACGAGCUGCCCAGGAUGUGCCUCUGUCUUCAGAAUGUUUUCUUCUGGAUAAGGCUGGGGCAGUGGAAACAAGCAUCUUCAUCCCACCUUGCUCCACCCAGCCCCAGAGCCCCAUUCUUAGUCUGUCCCCUGAGUAAGCCUAGAAGGGAUUAACACAGAUCUUCGGGAAACCAAAGGCUGUGGUUGCUAAUGGUGGCAUUGCAGGCAGGAGGGGGAAGUACUUAGGGACAGAUUGCUGCCCAAAGGCUAACAUAGCCUUACACUGCAUUUGCUCAGCAGGCCUUUAUUUAGCACCUACUGUGUGCAGUGUGGCACCAUGGGCAGGGCUUGGAGUCAGACAAAUCUGACUUGAACUUGAGGCCAGUGGCUCAGCCUCUCAAGCCUUCAAUUGUCUUAUCUGUGAAAUGGAGAUGACACUCCCACCUCACAAGGAGAUGAGACCAUGUAUGUCUGCUUCUGAACAGAACCUGGCAAAAAGCAGGUGCCUAAUAAAUGUUAGUUCCCGAAGAGGUGAAUGGGGUGGGAAAUUGACCCCCAGUGCAUGCCACUACUUCUCCUGGACCCAGGUAAGGUAAGCAUUUAUUAUUGGACCCACAGCAUUAAUUUUUAUGCUGCUGGAGAGGAGGAGGGCAAAGCUGUGAGCCCCAGGAGCAGAUUCCUGGGUGGGGUUAAGGCCCAAAUCUUUGUGUAUACUUCAGUUCUCUAAAAAGGCCAAGAAGCUGAUUUGGGUUACCCUAAGACACCUAUUCUUAAAUAUUCACCCUUCCCCCUUACCUUCCUUCCUCCUCCAUGCCAGGACUCUCCAGCACAAGGCAUAGAAACCCUAUCCUGAGGAAUGGAUUGGCUCACAUACCAGGAAGUCUCGAAGUAAAUUCAGGUGAUCCAGGGGCUCAAAUGAUGUCCCUCUCCAUCUCUCAGCCCUGCCAUCCGCUAUGUUGACUUAAUUCUCAAUCAUGUUCUCUUCUGACAAGAUGGCGCCACCAGCCCCAGAUCAUUACUCCCAGCUCAACAUCCCUAAGACAGAGAGCUCCCCAGUCCCAGUGAUUCCAGCAAAGGCAUGAUUCUCUCCAGCUAGGACUGGUCCUAUGUCCACCGCUGCACUUAUCACUGUGAUUCUGAUUGACCAGAUGUGGGUCGAAUGAUCAUGCUUGGAACCAGGGGGUGUGGUCAGUCCCACCCGAGCCAUGUGGAAGAGCAGUGGGAAACAGGCACUGUUUCAGGAAGCAUCGAUGCUGGGCGGGCAAGAACCGGUGAUCGCUUUUUCUCCACCCAUCUCUCUGACUUCCAUCUUUUUUUUCUCCAUCUCUAACCCUUUCCCAGCCUCCCUGCCCCCAAGGUCUGGCCCCAUGCUCUAGCCCAUCCCCAGGUUGCCCUAGACUAUCAAGGAUACAGCUGCUUUCUGCCCAGGAGAUGUCAGACCCUGGUUCACAGUACUGGAUCUAUCCUAGAACAAUGACUCAUGAUGACUGCAGGCAAGACCAGCCGUAGGGCUGUGAGCAGCACCAGGCCUUGUGGGAUGCAUGACUGGUGUGACUUGGCCCUGGCCAAGUCUCCUGGGGGCCACUGCUCAUAGAAACUGGCUUCUGGGAUACCUGUAUUUGUAGGUUCCUAUACAGAAUCCUUGUCACCUCUCCCUACAUCAGACCAGUGUUCUCUCCAUUUUAAUGAUGAAGAAAUUAGAGCUCAGAGAGGGAAAGAAUUUUAUCUAAGGAAGCACAGCAAAACACCACUUCCAGUGCACUUGCAUCUGGAAGCUGUCUCCCUAGCCCAGAGCUUCUAGAGGCGUCUUGGGAAUAAUAUCCCCUCCACCAAUAUCAAAGGCUGAAGGAAGUUUCUGGAAAGCUCUCCAAGACCUGUCUGUCUUUCCCACUGGCAUCUGAUAGGUCCUGAUAAAACCAGAUAGACAAACAUAUUUUUCCAGAGAUCUCUGCAUGUUCCCAGCAAAAGCAAUUUCCAUGCCAAGGGAGAGAGUUCACUCCAGAGAUGACAGUCAUAGGCAAGGCAGAAGGUGGCCCUUUGCAGGGAGCAGGGGAGCAGCCAGCAAAAGCAUGGAUUGUCUUGGUGGCUGGGGGACUUGACCCUUUUUUCCAGAUUUUCCUUCCUUUCAGUGUGUGUGAGAGAAUUCACCUCCCAUUUAAAGAUGCUACAGAAAGUAGCAUCAUCUUUUGGUGGAGCAGGCCUUCGGAGCAUGGUGUCUGGUCCAGACCAUGUUUAGCAUCAAUGGGUUACCUUCUUGUAUUAGACUAAUGUGGGAAAGUGCAGCUGAUAUUCUCAUUUUCUGAAAGCAGGGAAGUCCAAAGACCUUUCAUGUACAACACAUUCCUGCCCUACCAGAUGAGACCACUCUGAGCCUUCCUUUCCGUGUCUGUACAAUAAGGAGACUGGGAUCUCGUUCACAGGGAAGUUGUGCAAGUUCAAUGUGAUAGUGGACAUCCAAGCCUGACAGUCAUUCAUACGCACAUUCAUUUAUUCAAAUAACAGGUAUGUUUUGAGUAGCAGCCUGGGCCAAGGCAUGGCUGGGCGACAGGAAAGGAGCAGUGAACAAGAUGCACAUCCACAGUCCUGUACUCGUAGAGCUUAACAGGCUAGAGGAAGAGACUGGCCCAAAUCAAUUUUUUUUUAACAAAUUAACAAAUCAAUAUUUUGCAAAUGAGGAAAAUAAACAGGAAGUAGAGAUAAGAGAUUACAGAGGGUCUAACAGGGUGAUUAGGGAAAGCCUCUCAGAAGUGAUGUUUCAAUUGAGGACAAAUAAGGUGUGAAAGGAGCAGCCAGGAGAAGA
Molecule: messenger RNA, 6264 nt
Organism: Pteropus alecto (black flying fox)
Lineage: Eukaryota; Metazoa; Chordata; Mammalia; Chiroptera; Pteropodidae
Gene: ANGPT4
Product: angiopoietin 4
Exons: 9
Coding region: 504-2000 (498 amino acids)
Biological process (GO): signal transduction
Molecular function (GO): receptor tyrosine kinase binding
Source: RefSeq, a predicted model, not a curated record